AUGGGAUAUGAACACAUUCGAAUGGACAACAUUUUUGGUAUGUCUGGACAUGAGAUGCCUACCCCUUGUGAAUUGGUGUUAACUUAUGGGGAGUUGGACCAAAAAUGUGCCAAGGGAUUGGUCUUUCCAUAUGGGAAUGGGUUAUUACACACAUUGCCUUUACGAGAAAAUCACCUGAAGGUUAUGAUAGACGACAUCGAUAGUAGAUAUGAAAAUUUUCCUCUUCCUGUGAUGACGAAAGAAGUUGCUAACCUACAAGGGGCGGUUGGCACUGUAAUUCAAUGGCCCCGUAUUGCAAUUAUUCUUGCAAAGGAACAAAGAGCGAAGAAACAAAUUCCAACCACAAUUUUGGUGCCAACAAUUCCAGCAAGGCGAGGCCGAUUGAAUAUCUUCGUGAUUGCUUGA
Lactuca virosa is the source of this 405-nucleotide messenger RNA. The record is from the annotation of a GenBank genome assembly. Lineage: Eukaryota; Viridiplantae; Streptophyta; Magnoliopsida; Asterales; Asteraceae.